CCGAACACCCGUUGCUUCUUCAGCUCCGCCACAUCUCUCCACAUCUCUCUCUCUCUCUCUCUCUCUCUCGGCGCACCGCAACACCACCUCUCUUUCUCUCUAGCAGCGCGUGGUCGGACAUGGCAGCCUGUGUGGACAAGUGGAACCCAGCAUACUCCUGCCACCGCAUCUCCCGAUCCAUCUACCGCUUCAUGCCGGACUGCACCGUCACCGCACCGGCGGGCGCGCCCGUGAACGGGAACGGCGGCGAUGAAGUCUGGGAGGAGCUGUACGGCGAGGCGCAGGCCGACGCGCAGGACGAGCCGCUGCUGGGCAUGUUCUACUCCGAGCUCGUCCUGUCGCACCCGUCGCUGGAGGCCGCCCUCGCGGCGCACCUGUCCGCGAAGCUCUGCAUCCCGGGCGCGCUGCCGCAGGACGCGCUCCGGGACAUCCUCGCUGGCGCGCUGGCGGCACACCCGGAGGCGAGCCAGCACACGCGUGCCGACCUCCUCGCGGCGCGGGACCGCGAUCCGGCCUGCGCCAAGAUGGUCCACUGCUUCCUCUACUACAAGGGCUUCCUCGCCCUGCAGGCCCACCGCGCCGCGCACGCGCUCUGGUCCGAGGGCCGCCGCCCGCCGGCCCUGCUCCUCCAGAGCCGCGCCUCGGAGGUGUUCGGCGUCGACAUCCACCCCGGGGCGCGCAUUGGCGGGGGCAUCCUGCUCGACCACGCCACGGGCGUCGUCAUCGGCGAGACGGCGGUCAUAGGCGACGACGUGUCUAUCCUGCACGGCGUGACGCUGGGCGGCACGGGGAAGGCAUGCGGCGACCGGCACCCCAAGGUCGGCGACGGGGUUCUCAUCGGCGCCGGGGCCAGCGUUCUGGGAAAUGUGCGCAUUGGCGAUGGAGCCAAGAUCGGCGCGGGCGCGGUCGUGCUUAGAGAUGUGGCGUGUGGAACCACGGCCGUCGGAAACCCGGCGAAGCCGAUCGGGAAGAAGGCGGCGCCGUCGCUCCGGCCAGAGGAGCAACCAGGGGUGACCAUGGAGCAGAGGUGGUCGGACUACGUCAUAUGAAGUUCGUGUUACGUGUUUAGUGCAAGCAAGAGAUUUUCCCUCCAAAUGAUUGACUACACUUAUCCCAGAGCUCAGUUAGACAUUGAGCAUGGAUCAGUCACAUACUAUCUUCUUUGUUUUUUUAAUGAAAUAAUGACAAAUUCUAGUAAAUCAUCUACCCCUCCGUUGCAGAAUAUAAGAAUAUAAGAUGUAUUGAUUUC
Triticum dicoccoides is the source of this 1249-nucleotide messenger RNA. RefSeq names its product probable serine acetyltransferase 4. The transcript has a single exon. The record is from RefSeq and is a predicted model, not a curated record. Lineage: Eukaryota; Viridiplantae; Streptophyta; Magnoliopsida; Poales; Poaceae. Gene Ontology annotation, molecular function: L-serine O-acetyltransferase activity. Bases 120 to 1049 code for a protein of 309 amino acids. Gene Ontology annotation, cellular component: cytoplasm.